This is a messenger RNA of Pseudogymnoascus destructans, 892 nucleotides long. RefSeq lists its product as uncharacterized. The transcript has a single exon. The record is from RefSeq and is a predicted model, not a curated record. The coding region runs from base 1 to 477 and encodes 158 amino acids. NCBI's taxonomy places the organism in Eukaryota, Fungi, Ascomycota, Leotiomycetes, Thelebolales, Thelebolaceae.
AUGGGUAGCCCAUAUCCUCUCCACUCUCCUGUUGGUGUCAGAAAUCCUAGAUUAGUAAGCUGGAGCUCUGUUGUGGCUACCCGUAUCAAGCAUUUGGUUACCGAAGUUCCAACACCCUCAGCGGCUGAUCAACCUCAGAACUGCUUCACCGACGACCCUGAACCGAUACACCUCAACCUCAAAGUCGGAAUAGCGAGCGAAAUUUCGGCUGCUUUUACCCAGAAUACCUUCUCCCACUAUCGCGAAGAUCGUCGGUGUUGGACCGUCGAAAUCAAACCGCGCUUCCCACGAUCUAACGAUUCUUACUACUACACAGGAAACUCGGCUUUUCUCUCUCCGUCAAUUAAACUGAGCCACCUCAACUAUCAUCAUGUCUUCAUCAUCAUUGUCGCCUCCGGCUUCGCUCUCAUCUUCCCCGCUAUCUUCUCCACCACCUUCACCGAACGUUUCCAAUUUUAUAUCAAAUCCGCCGCUUGAGGAGGCAUGCUUUGCGGCAAGCCCCGAGCGGAAAUACUACAAGAAAGGCAAAUAGUUUGCGAAGAGAUGCCUUCGCCCAUCAGAAUAUUGGACUGCCCCUCAUGGCCUAUAUCGCACCUGCGACGGUGGCGUAAGGUAAGUAUUAGGUGGGGUAACAGGCGCGCGGGCAUACAUAACAAGAGAAUGGCGGCCAAUAUUCCAACUUGCAAAUUUAGAUAAGGCCAUGAAUCAAGUAGUGCGUGAGGAUGCUGGUCUUUGUUGACAUGGCGCAGAGUGAGAGGCUUCGGACCUUGGCCAGCAGGUCACAGACAAUUUACUAAUCGGAGUCAAGGAUGUCCCCGUUGCAGGGAGGUAAUUUAAUCAUAACUUAGACCAAUAGAGUAGCCUAUUUCUCUUGUACAAUAGGAGUUUGAGG